GCCGAACAUUCCAUCUUACCACCUCAGCGUGGGUAGUCGUAUACCAUCACAUCUCUCCAUCACCUCCUCAAUGCCAAUAACGACGACGAAACCUCCAGAAAAGAACGUCUUCGACUUUACCGACGAUGACGAAGAUGGAUGGCAAGACAUGCCCGUCGUACGAGAAGACACUAUCCGUGGCGGUCUAGACGAAGAAGACCAAAAGAAAUACCAUUACGUUUCAACCUCGAACAAAACAGAUACCAAAACGGCUGCAAAUGCUAGGGGGGAUCUGAUCGAUUUUGAUGAUCGCGGUAAUGAAUGGAGGGCGAAGGCUGGCGGGGAUGAGCAUAUUGAGAGCGAGUAUACGAGGUUGAGGGUUAAUGAGGAUAACGAGACGGAUGAGGUGCAUCUACGGACGAAAUAUCUGUUUGACGAGGAUAAGGCUAUGACGCCUCUUAGUCAGAUGCAGGCUACGAAAGGUUUGUUGACGGAAGGGCAGAGGAUAGCGUAUGUGGGGUUAUGUGCGUUGACGAGCAGGGAAAUGCUCAAGAAAUUGAAGGAUUCGAAUAGGAAGGAAUUGAAGCAUGCCAUUGCGAAUAUGGAGUUGUGGGGGAUGAAGAUUAUGGGCAGGUUGUACUAUCAUAUGGAGCUCGAAACUCGAGAACAGAAAAUGAUAGAAAGCCUCGGUGAUCAUGGCGUUGAGCCUAUGGAUCUAGUACCUUCGCUCAUGACUACGCAUACCAUCUCAAACCCGGAGUAUGACCCCGCAGAGGCGAGGAGGCAGCGCGAAGAAGAGGAUAUCCGUGUAGCAGAGGCAGAGGCGGCAGCCCUAGAACAAGACGAUGAUAUUGCAGAUACAGAAUCUAUCUCUGGCCAAACCAUCGUUGCGGAACCGGUGCCAGCAGACAGUAAACUGUCAUCAUCACCUUCAGCUUCCCCAACAACCACCACAGCCAAGGUCUUCCAGACUACCACCCGUGUGCUGGAAGAUACGGCAACGUCUUCCAUUCCAGGUGUCUCAACCACACUCUCUUCUGCAGACGAGAAAGUUACAUUGGACAUUCGAUGGACAAUCCUCUGUGAUCUAUUCCUCAUUCUCAUCGCUGAUAGCGUGUACGACGCUCGGUCGCGGGUUCUUCUGGAACAAGUCGCGCUUAAGCUCGGAUUGGGAUGGCUAGACGUUGUCAGGUUCGAGAGUCGUGUCACGGAGGCUCUCGAGAUUCAAGAAGGCGUUGAAAAGAUGGAAAAUCAGGAUAUUAUCGAUGUGCGAAUGAAAGCUGCUAGGAAUAAACGAUAUAUGAUGAUGGGCCUCGCUACGGUUGGAGGUGGACUUGUUAUUGGUUUAUCGGCGGGUUUGUUGGCUCCUGUCAUUGGUUUGGGGUUGGGUACGGUGCUUGGAACUAUGGGUGCUACCGGUGCUACGACGUUCCUGACUGGUGUUGGUGGUACUGCGGUCAUCGCUACUGGUGGUGUAUUGACUGGGUCAGGGAUUGCGGCGAAAGGAAUGGCGAAGAGAACUCGGCAGGUUAGGCAGUUCGAUGUGUUGCCUCUGCAUAAUAAUAAGAGGGUUAGUUGUAUUCUCACCGUCCCAGGUUUCUUGACUGGACCACUCGAUGACCCGAGGUUGCCGUUCAGCGUUUUGGAUCCUGUCGUUGGAGAUGUCUACAGCGUUCUAUGGGAGCCGGAGAUGAUUCAAGAGACAGGAAGCGCGAUUAAGAUCUUGACCUCAGAAGUGUUAACUCAGAUCGGACAGGGUGUGCUCGCAGCUACGGUCAUGGCGACGUUAAUGGUGGGGUUACAAUGGCCUAUCAUUCUAACGAAACUCGGCUAUUUAAUCGAUAAUCCCUGGAACAAUGCCCUCGAUCGCGCCAGAGCAGCUGGUAGCGUCCUCGCUGACGUUCUACUUCGUCGUAACCUAGGUGUCCGCCCUGUAACACUCAUCGGGUUUUCUCUCGGAGCCCGAGUCAUCUUUUAUGCCCUUGUUGAGUUGGCGAAACAAAAAGCCUAUGGAAUCGUUCAAGAUGUCUUUUUGUUGGGUGCUACCCUCUCUGUCACCCAGAAGAUGUGGAUUGAAACGAGGAGCGUGGUGUCUGGUCGAUACGUCAACGCGUAUGCGAGGAACGACUGGGUGUUGAAUUAUCUCUUUAGGGCGACUAGUGGUGGGGUUGGUAGGGUUGUUGCCGGGUUGAGACCUAUAGAAGGGGUGAUUGGGUUGGAGAAUGUAGAUGUGACAGAUAAGAUAUCUGGGCAUAUGAGUUAUAGGACGUUUAUGCCGUUGAUUCUGGAUGAACUUGGGUUUCCGGUGUUUGCUGAUUAUUUUGAUGAGCCUGAGGAGCCAGACUUUGAAGGCGAUCGUGUAGUGGUACGGGAAGGAGAAGAAACCGCCAAGAAGGGCUGGUUUUCAAAGAAGAACAAAAAGCCCUCCGGAUCUCAAAACGCGUCACGACCACCUUCAACAUCUAGUUUUUCUGUUCAAAAGAAAAAGCAAGCAUCUGAUGGCCGCACGAGUUUAGAUGCUGUCGAUGAGGAUCUCCCACCUCGCAUCAGUACCCCAAGCUCAAAAGAGGGACCAUCCGCAAGUUCGUCUACUUCUCCUUCGGGAACUCAAACUCCAGUGGAAGACGAUCCUGGUUCGCAUAUACCUAAACAUGCAGGAUUUGAUUUCAGUGCGAUCAAGGACGUGAUUGGACAAACCGAGGAGAAUCCAGAGGAGCUCAAGAUACCUUCGGGGGCUGUUCACGUUCAGCCGCCAACGUAUUUGCCCCCACCGCCAGUCAAUUCUACGGCACCUCCAACAUGGGAUGAAGAGCCAUCAACGGCUGAUCUGACGUCGUCUAUGAGGUCGAUGUCGUUUACGAAUGGGAUGACUGCUCGAGAUACGCAAGGAGAGGAGGAUAUUGUGGCUCCUCCGCCACCGCCUAUACCCGAGAAGGAUCCGUAUCCUCAAAAGACACCGUCUAUUCCAUCACCAUCUAUUCCAUCACCGUCUAUUCCAUCACCGUCUAUUCCAUCACCGCCAAUGCCUUAUCAAUCUUUUCCUUCUGCCCCUGUGUUGUCAUUUGGCGGGAACGAUGGAUCCAUAUGGUCCAAUCCUUCUCCUCCUAUGGGGUAUACUAAUCCGUUUACUUCGUCGAUAUCCAGAUCCCCGAAUCCUGUGGACGUGGGGUUGUCGUUUGGUGCUGCGGAUGGUAAGAUCACUUCGUUCGGUGGUGGUAGUACGACCAAUGAAUCGUGGAGAAUACCGAGCGAUCUUGGUUUAGGGAAGCGGAAGCCACCUGGGAGCAGUCCGAAUACGGAUUAUUCUAAUCCUUGGUCGUGA
Messenger RNA from Marasmius oreades (fairy-ring Marasmius), 3301 nucleotides. RefSeq lists its product as uncharacterized. The coding region runs from base 71 to 3301 and encodes 1076 amino acids. The record is from RefSeq and is a predicted model, not a curated record. NCBI's taxonomy places the organism in Eukaryota, Fungi, Basidiomycota, Agaricomycetes, Agaricales, Marasmiaceae. The transcript is spliced from 5 exons.